Molecule: messenger RNA, 1158 nt
Organism: Pistacia vera
Lineage: Eukaryota; Viridiplantae; Streptophyta; Magnoliopsida; Sapindales; Anacardiaceae
Exons: 1
Coding region: 1-1158 (385 amino acids)
Source: RefSeq, a predicted model, not a curated record
AUGCAUGGAAUCGUCAAAGGAUAUACUCGUUGGUUAUAUCAUGGUGAAUUCAUCGCUAAAAAGAAACAUGUCCCUAAUGACUUAAAAACAAAAGAAAAAGAUGAUAUAAUUGGGAUGAUUCAUGAUGCAGCUGGACCUAACCUAAUGGAUGCUAUAAUGCAAGAUGUUUGUGUGCAAGACACUAUCGAGCCUAACAAUCCUAAUAAUGUUGAACCUGAUGCUUCACCAUUGGUUCCAAAUAAAGAAGCCCUUAAAUUUCUUAAGCUAUUAGAAGAUGCCCAACAACAACUUUAUCCUGGUUGUGAUGAGUUCUCAAAGUUGUCAUUUAUUGUGGAAUUAUUUCAGAUUAAAUGUCUUUAUGGAAUAAGUGAUAAAGCAGUUGACUGCAUAAUGCAAUUGCUUAAAAAGGCACUUCCGCGUGGUGAAAAUUUACCAAAAUCUUUUUGUGACGCAAGAAAGCUUAUAAGAGAUCUGGGUCUUCACUAUGAAAAAAUAGAUGCUUGUGAGAAUGAUUGUGUUCUUUUCUGGAAGGACAAUGCAAAUGAUGAAAAUUGUUUGAUUUGUGGUGAAUCUAGAUGGAAAUCAGUUGAGAAGAAUGCGAUUAAUCCUAACAAGAGUGGCAAGAAGAUUCCUAGGAAAGUGUUACGUUAUUUUCCACUAAAACAAAGAUUACAAAGACUAUUUAUGUCAUCAAAAACAGCUUCAGAUAUGAGAUGGCAUCAUGAGGAGCGUCCCCAAGAUGGCAUUCUAAGACAUCCAGCUGACUCUGAUGCAUGGAAAUCUUUUGAUAUUUUACAUCCAGGAUUUUCUAGAGAGCCUCGUAAUGUUAGACUUGGGCUAGCAUCUGAUGGAAUCAACCCUUUUGGUAAUAUGAGUGUUUCGUAUAGCACUUGGCCAGUAAUUGUUAAUGUAUAUAAUUUACCUCCUUGGAUAUGUAUGAAGCAACCCUAUUGUUUGCUAUCAUUGUUAAUACCUGGGCCUAAAGCUCCUGGGAAUGACAUUGAUGUGUACUUGCAACCUUUGAUACAGGAGUUACAAGAAUUAUGGCAUUAUGGAGUUGAGACUUUUGAUGCUUCAAAAAAGGAAAAUUUUUGCAUGCGUGCUGCACUUUUAUGGACAAUUAAUGAUUUUCCUACAUAUGCUAAUUUGUCAGGGUAG